UCGGUCCGUCUCGAGCAAUUUUGCGUGUACGUGCGCCACCUGGUGGCCGAGAGUUUUUCGUAUGCCGGCGAAUAGUUUCCGGUGUUAUGGCGACUGGCUGCUGCGCUGCUGUUUAGUUCGUCUGCAACAGCUUCAUGCGCGCCGGCACCCUGGAGAGCUUUCCUAUGCACUUUUCCACGAGAGAGUAUGUCGUUGCUGGGAGUACUGGGAAUGGUAUUUGCUUGCGUCGUGCUCAGCACAGAGGAUGACGGCAGCCCCCUCGGCCAGCAAGGGAGUGAAAUGCUGAACUACAGCAGUUUUUCUUUGCCGGAGGACCACAUCCCAUACUUUCUUCAUAAUAACAAGAAGAUCGCAAAACUCUGCAGGGAAGACCCACAUUGUCCUUUCAAAGGUGCACUGCAAGACAAGGGGGCCUGCUGGGGCUACGAGAAGGACUGCAGUCCCGAGAAGCGGUUUGGCUAUCCCAUCUGCACCAAGGUUGAUACGGGAUGGGUCAGCUCGCUGGCGGCCGCUCAGGACCUCUUCUGGAGGCAGGCUGAUUUCGGCUAUGUGAGGGAGCGUCAGGACGAGAUGAAGACCUUCUGCAAGGCCUCUGAGCCCGGGGACUCCUCCUUAAAAUGCACCAGCCACAUGCGAUACUGCAGAGCCACCAACCUCUACAUUGACCUGAGGCAGCCGCCAAGGAGCCAUGAAAGGUAUAAGGAGGACUUCCUGCGGGACGGUGCGAUUGGGGGACGGUGCCGGCUAAACAGCAGGGCUCUUCAGUCAGCUGGGCAGCACAAGAGCCCCCUGCAGUCCUGGUACGCUGAGCUGCAGACUUACAGCAGCCUCCCCUUCAGUCCCCUAGCGGAGCGGCAGUGUGACCUGCUGGUGGAGAGGCCUACCAUCUUCAUGAAGCUGGAUGCGGGCGUCAAUAUGUACCACCACUUCUGCGAUUUCGUCAACCUGUACAUCUCCCAGCACAUCAACAACUCCUUCAGCAGGGACGUCAACAUCGUCAUGUGGGACACUAGCUGGCACGAUUAUGGAGACCUGUUCAGCGAGACGUGGCGAGCCUUUUCAGACUAUGAAGUCAUCCACCUGAAGAGCUUCGAUUCCAGGCAGGUGUGCUUCAAAGAUGCCUUCUUCUCACUACUGCCCCGGAUGAGGUACGGCCUGUUCUACAACACACCCUUGAUUGCAGACUGCCACAGCGAUGGGAUGUUCAGGGCAUUCUCACAGCAUGUCUUGCACCGGCUGCACAUUCCCCAGGAGGGCCCUCUGGAUGGCAGGAUUCGCAUCACGCUGCUCUCCCGGAGUACGGAGUACCGUAAGAUUUUAAAUCAGGAAGAGCUUAUCGGGGCUUUGAAGACGGUUCCUUUGUUUGAGGUCAAGCUCGUGGAUUACAAAUUCAAGGACGUGCCUUUCCUGGAGCAGAUCCAGAUGACACACAACUCGGACAUCUUUAUAGGGAUGCAUGGCGCUGGGCUGACCCACCUCCUGUUUCUGCCGGACUGGGCCGUGGUGUUUGAGCUAUAUAACUGUCAGGACGAAAGCUGCUACCGAGACCUGGCCCGCUUGCGAGGGAUCCACUACGUGACUUGGCAGAAGAGGGACAAAGUGGUUCCUCAGGACAAGGGCCACCACCCGACUCUGGGAGAGCACCCCAAAUUCACCAAUUACUCCUUUGAUGUCCAGGAGUUCAUGCGGCUGGUCCUGGGGGCGGCUGAGCAUGUGCGGAACCACCCAAAAUGGCCUCGUGGGCUGCAGCAUGAUGAGCUAUAGGGCCCCUCUGCUAUGGGGCCCCUCCACCGCGGAGGUGGGGGCGUAUUGCUGGCAGUGCUGCAGCCAGGUGUGUAUGCAGCAGUGUAGAUUUGCACUCCUCUACUAUAUCCCGUGUGUCUCUGUAUGAAAUUGAAAAUGUUACACUGGAAACAGGGCUGUUUGGCUCUGAGAUGAUUGGGAGGCCAGGAAUGAACCCUGGAGGAGCUCCAGGCCGAGACAGCUUUAGCAUUUGGGCUGAUCCUGAUUCCAGUGGAGCUCCAGGCUGAUACAGCUUUAGCCUUUGGGCUGAUCCUGAUUCCAGUGGAGCUCCAGGCCGAGACAGCUUUAGCAUUUGGGCUGAUCCUGAUUCCAGUGGAGCUCCAGGCCGAGACAGCUUUAGCCUUUGGGCUGAUCCUGAUUCCAGUGGAGCUCUAGGCUGAUACAGCUUUAGCCUUUGGGCUGAUCCUGAUUCCAGUGGAGCUCCAGGCCGAGACAGCUUUAGCCUUUGGGCUGAUCCUGAUUCCAGUGGAGCUCCAGGCUGAGACAGCUUUAGCCUUUGGGCUGAUCCUGAUUCCAGUGGAGCUCCAGGCCGAUACAGCUUUAGCCUUUGGGCUGAUCCUGAUUCCAGUGGAGCUCCAGGCCGAGACAGUUUUAGCCUUUGGGCUGAUCCUGAUUCCAGUGGAGCUCCAGGCUGAGACAGUUUUAGCAUUUGGGCUGAUCCUGAUUUCAGUGGAGCUCCAGGCCGGGACAGCUUUAGCCUUUGCCAGUGUCCCAGGCCUCAUCCUUCCACUACAAAUAUAGGAGUAAGAGGUGUAGUGAGAUGGGAGCGCCGAUGCACGUGGUACUUUCUGUAAAUCUUCUGCCCCGUGCUCCUGGGGCUCUGGGGGGAAAGGGAGGGGCCUUUCUCAUGAUGUCACGCUGCGGUCACCAUGUGUCCAUGAGAACGCCACGGCAUGUGUUACCCUUCAGUGUCAAUGUCUCUUGCUUUUUUUCCCUCUCUGUUGUCCCUCAAAAUGCGUAGUUAAUUUUUUAUGUCAUCUGGUUCUUACAAGUGGAACCUUAUCUGUGCAAAAUAUUUUUAAGAGAAAGUAUUGAUUAUGAUAAAUACACAUUGACGAGUUCUGUUUUUGCGACCAGCAUAAACUUGUCUUGUUCUGUGAUUGAAUUGCUUUAUCAUUAUUUAUUACCAAUGCAUGUUGUCACAGUUUUGCUUUUCUAUACCCUGAUACCUUAUUUAAUUCCCUUUAUACACCAUGUAAGACACUAAUACACCAUAUAAAUGUCCAUCCAUUUUCCAAACCGCUUAUCCUACUGGGUCGCGGGGGGUCCGGAGCCUAUCCUGAAAGCAAUGGGCACGAGGCAGGGAACAACCCAAGAUGGGGGGCCAGCCCAUCGCAGGGCACACUCACACACCAUUCACUCUCACACGCACACCUACGGGCAAUUUAGCAACUCCAAUUAGCCUCAGCAUGUUUUUGGACUGUGGGGGGAAACCGGAGUACCCGGAGGAAACCCCACGAUGACAUGGGGAGAACAUGCAAACUCCACACACAUGUGACCCAGGCGGAGACUCAAACCUGGGUCCCAGAGGUGUGAGGCAACAGUGCUAACCACUGCACCACCAUGCCGCCCCCUGGUAUAAAUUAUAAUAUAUAAUAUGGUGUUAAGUGGAUUUUUAGUGAAAUUUGUUUUAGCCAUUUGAAAGUGUGAUGCAAUAAAACACUUAAGUUGUACAUCUUGCUCUUUCUUUCAAUAAAAUCAUUUUGUCAAAGAAA
Messenger RNA from Brienomyrus brachyistius, 3518 nucleotides. RefSeq names its product EGF domain-specific O-linked N-acetylglucosamine (GlcNAc) transferase (gene eogt). Gene Ontology annotation, molecular function: protein N-acetylglucosaminyltransferase activity. The transcript has 16 exons. Gene Ontology annotation, cellular component: endoplasmic reticulum lumen. The coding region runs from base 187 to 1764 and encodes 525 amino acids. The record is from RefSeq and is a predicted model, not a curated record. NCBI's taxonomy places the organism in Eukaryota, Metazoa, Chordata, Actinopteri, Osteoglossiformes, Mormyridae.